AUGACGGGGCUGUCGCCGGAUUAUGACUAUCUGUUCAAGCUGCUGCUGAUCGGUGACUCGGGUGUGGGUAAGUCGUGUCUCCUUCUGCGUUUCGCGGACGACACGUACACCGAGUCUUAUAUCUCCACGAUCGGUGUAGACUUCAAGAUCCGCACGAUUGAGCUCGAGGGCAAGACGGUCAAGCUCCAGAUUUGGGACACCGCUGGCCAAGAGCGCUUCCGCACCAUCACCUCUUCGUACUACCGUGGCGCGCACGGCAUCAUUGUCGUGUACGACGUGACCGACGAGGCAACCUUUACCAACGUCAAGCAGUGGCUGCAGGAGAUUGAGCGGUACGCGUGCGAAGGCGUCAACAAGCUCCUCGUCGGCAACAAGGCCGACCUGACGGGCAGCAAGGUCGUCGACUACGAGACGGCGAAGCAGUUCGCCGACCAGCUCAACAUUCCCUUCCUCGAGACCAGUGCCAAGGACGCGACGAACGUCGAGCAGGCUUUCCUGACCAUGGCCAAGCAGAUCAAGGACCGGAUGGGCGCCUCGGCGAUCCAGAACAACGCCGCAGGACAGGGCAAGUCCUCGCUCAAGGUCGGCCAGGGCCAGAGCGUCCAGUCGCUCGGCCAGGGCGGAUGUUGCUAG
Messenger RNA from Malassezia japonica, 633 nucleotides. It is a transcript of the gene ypt1, whose product is annotated as ras GTPase. The transcript has a single exon. The record is from RefSeq and is a predicted model, not a curated record. Gene Ontology annotation, molecular function: GTPase activity; GTP binding. Lineage: Eukaryota; Fungi; Basidiomycota; Malasseziomycetes; Malasseziales; Malasseziaceae. Gene Ontology annotation, biological process: vesicle-mediated transport. The coding region runs from base 1 to 633 and encodes 210 amino acids.